Messenger RNA from Marmota monax (woodchuck), 2381 nucleotides. It is a transcript of the gene Rab24, whose product is annotated as RAB24, member RAS oncogene family. The record is from RefSeq and is a predicted model, not a curated record. The coding region runs from base 407 to 1012 and encodes 201 amino acids. The transcript is spliced from 8 exons. Gene Ontology annotation, molecular function: GTPase activity; GTP binding. Lineage: Eukaryota; Metazoa; Chordata; Mammalia; Rodentia; Sciuridae.
UGCCACGUGACCUAGCGACCCCGCCCCCUCCCGCGGGAGACGCGGUGCUGCGGAUUGGAACAGGGUUGUGGGAGACCCCAAGUUCGGCUGUGAAUCUGGGCGGAAUCGAAGCCUAGGCAGCAGUGCAGCCUAAGCCGCUCGGGCAGGCGAGCGAGCAAGCGAGCGGGAGGGCUAAGGAGUGACGAGUGACGAGCGACGAGCUGCACCGCGGCGUGCGGCGCCGUGGAGGGCGCUGCCCGCGCGCUCCCAGGCCGCCACGGCCCUGGGGUGUCUUGGAGGAACACUCGGCGCCCGGGGCCGGUUUGGCCGGGCCAUUCAGGGGCGCUGUCGAGGUGCGAGGCGCUUGGGGUCGGGGUCUGAGGCUGGGCGGAGCGGACCCUUACGUGGGUGAGGCUGCCCGGGGAGCAUGAGCGGGCAGCGCGUGGACGUCAAGGUGGUGAUGUUGGGCAAGGAGUACGUGGGCAAGACAAGCUUGGUGGAACGAUACGUGCACGACCGCUUCCUGGUGGGGCCCUAUCAGAACACUAUUGGGGCUGCAUUCGUGGCCAAAGUGAUGUCGGUUGGAGACCGAACGGUGACUUUGGGUAUUUGGGACACAGCAGGCUCUGAGCGCUAUGAGGCCAUGAGCAGAAUCUACUAUCGCGGGGCUAAGGCUGCCAUCGUUUGCUACGACCUCACUGACAGCAGCAGUUUUGAAAGAGCAAAGUUCUGGGUGAAAGAGCUGCGCAGCCUAGAGGAGGGCUGUCAAAUCUACCUGUGUGGCACCAAGAGUGACCUGCUGGAGGAAGACCGGCGCCGCCGCCGUGUGGACUUCCAUGAUGUCCAGGACUAUGCAGACAAUAUCAAAGCCCAGCUCUUUGAAACAUCCAGCAAGACAGGUCAGAGUGUGGACGAGCUCUUCCAGAAAGUGGCAGAGGAUUACGUCAGUGUGGCAGCCUUCCAGGUGAUGACAGAGAGAAGCUGCCAGGACCAGACCUCCUUUCUGCCCUUUGCUUUCACCAGGCAAUGUUAGAAUACAACCAGGAGUCCAGCUCCAGUGAGCAGACAGUGCCCAGCCAGGGAGGGUUGCUACUACACUUCAUGCCCUGACGAUAGUGUGGGGUGGAGGAUGUGAAGAAUAAAAUCUUAUCAUUAAUGUCAGAAAUGUGGAUUUGGUUUAGCAGAGGAUUGACACAGUGAUUUAAGUUAAUGUUGAACUCAAUAACUUUAGAGGAAAGCAUAUUUCUAAAAAUAUGGAUGCUUUUGUAGCAAUAAUAGCUAUUUCCUUUUAGAAGGGGGGUUGGCUCCUACAUUCGGAGCAAAUGAGGCUUUGAAUGCAAAUUUUAACAGUUUCCAUAUUUUUUUUUUUUUCCUGACUUAACAGGGCUAGGAGAGGUAUUAGUUUUCUAGCUACCUAUGGAGCAUUUCCACCUUUGGCUUGCCCCUUGAAAAUACUUCCUGGCUGGGGAGCUUACUCACAGGUAGACUCUCUUGAGCUCCUAGUUUCCAAGCACUUAGCCAAAUAACAAACACCAAAAUACCAUCCUGCACAAGGAUCAUACGUUUCUAAGAUAAAAGAGUUCCUUUUAACUGCCAAUUCAAACUCCCUUGAAGAAAGGUCUCAUUGCAGACUUUUCCUGAAGCCAAAAAUGGGUGUAGGGUCAUCCUUUCCCCACCUUCAUAAUGAGUCAUUUUCUACCAGUUUUGUUGACUCUGCUUCUAUUGGAUAGUGAGUGCUUCCAUGAUUUCAACUCUCCACUAUCACAUACAUUAUCAGUGGGCCCAAAGGCUCAAAUUUCUAGUUUCCAUUCAACAACCUUAGUCUUUUCAGUAGCCCUGGGCAAAGGCCUGACUAUCCAUCCAUUAAGAACUGUCCCCUCCAACCAAGUGCAUAGCUCAAGUUGUUUUCCCAGGCAGCUCUAGAACCAAGCCUCCAGUGAAUGGUGGAGAAUGGAAAGAACCAAAACAAAACCAGAAAGUAGCCAAAAGUGGCACAGCCCCUUAUCUCUCACUUCCUCCUGUCCUGUGAGACAUUUCUAGACAGCUGUCAGUCAAUUACCUACCAAAGCCUACUUCAGAGAAGCUAGUUUGGGAUCAAACUUCUCCACUUAAAUUUUUUACAUAGCCUGCACGCCCCCCACCCGCCCAAAUUCACAGUUUAUUUCAUGAAACAAAGAGCUACGGUAAUUGAACACAUAACAUAGUGAAAGGAUUUUUUUUUUUUUGACAGUGCAGUGCAGAUAUCUUUUUCUGAUCACAACUACAGAUGACAGGAGAGCAACAGGCACAGGACUGGCACCAAGCAAACCUAUUCACACAAUCUAAGAGAUUAGGAAAGGGGCCUACUAGCUGCAGUUAUAUAUUUAUUAUUCUCACACAUGAUAAAUACUUAAUAUAGUGAA